Molecule: messenger RNA, 1527 nt
Organism: Aspergillus pseudotamarii
Lineage: Eukaryota; Fungi; Ascomycota; Eurotiomycetes; Eurotiales; Aspergillaceae
Exons: 1
Coding region: 120-1370 (416 amino acids)
Source: RefSeq, a predicted model, not a curated record
UUUUGCCUACCUAAAUUGUCAAUUGGUGCCAAGAGGUAUUUAGGGCACGGCCCCCAUCCUAUCUGAGGCGACCUAUCCAGUUUAAUACACCAAAUCGAUACCGGGACUCGUUAUCGACCAUGGCAGGCUCAGCUCGAGCCUUCGUGGUUCUCAUUCUAGCCAUCACCAUUGGACUCUACAAGAUUUACCUACACGAUGCAGUCGUACUCCUGCUGGGAAUCGGUCGAGUGAUUCAGCCCCUAGAAGACUUCCCCGGUUAUCGCUGUCAGCGCAUCCAACACCCGCUGUUGGAGAGCUGUGAAGAUCUCUGGCUCGAUUCCAGUAGCCGCAAGCUCUAUGCGGCCUGCUCCAAUCCAGCCGCUCGAAAGGCUUGGAGCCCCGCUGGGAACCUCUUCGACCUUGCAGGGCUGGCAGCAAGCGGCAGCUCCGACCACAUCAGUGUGCUGGACAUCGACCAGCCGGGCCCCGACGGGCUCUACGGAGUACAUGCACUGGGCUUCCGUAACGGAGCAAAAAGCCAACAGUUACACUUGCAUGGAUUCGACGCUAGGAGGAUUGACAACGGUCGCCGGCUGCGGUUCUGGCUGAUCAACCACCGACCUCCCCUGGACACGAUCUCGGGGAAGCCUCUGGACGCGACCAAAGUGGGGGCAAAUUCGACCAUCGAAGUCUACGAUUUGGACCUCGGCAGCGGCCCUAAGAGUAACCAUUUACAGCAUGUGAAGACAAUUGUCAGCGACGCAAUCGUCGCGCCGAACAAUCUGGUCGUGAUGGACGAUGAGAAGGAGGACUUCUUAGUGACCAACGACCACAGCACCAAAGUCGGCGCUCUCCGAGACCUGAACUUUCUCUUCGGCGAUGGCAGCAUUGCUUACUGCCGUACGGACUCUGCGAAAUGCCAUUUCGCCACCACGGACAACUGCUAUUUACCCAAUGGUAUCGCGAAAGACCCUUCAUCGGGCCAUAUCUACGUCGCACAUUCUGCCAAAGGAACCGUCGGGGUGAACAUACUCACAGAGGAUAACCGGCUCGUCCAAAUCGAUGAGGUCCCGCUAACCAUGGGCGUCGACAACUUGUCUAUCGAUCCGGAGGGAAACAUAUUCGCGGGGGCUUUCCCAGAUGCACUUCAGUUGAGGAAGGCCUUCCUUGACCCUAAUGAAACCGCGGCACCAUCAACCGUGCUCAUGAUCCGGAAGAAAGGGACUGGUCACGCACCAGGAGAUACGUACGAAGUCGUCAAGGUCGUCGAGGACAGCGAAGCAAGGGUUUUACCAACUACAACAACGGCUGUACAUGAUCCUAUCUCCGGCCGGUUAUUCCUCGGGGGAGUGACAUCAUCUUUCAUGGGAGUUUGCGAAAGGGUUCAGUAGGAUAGAGUAAUUCGAAUUCAGUCACUUCCAUGGCUGGUAUUCCCAUCAUCGACCGACAAAUGCUUCUGUGAAAGGCCUAUGAUGGAAGACAAACCCAAAUUUCUACAUUGUCGUCUAGUUCAGGACAAAUCGCUUAGAAUGCGCUGGGAUCAAUAAA